This is a messenger RNA of Racocetra fulgida, 928 nucleotides long. The record is from the annotation of a GenBank genome assembly. NCBI's taxonomy places the organism in Eukaryota, Fungi, Glomeromycota, Glomeromycetes, Diversisporales, Gigasporaceae.
AUGGAAAACCAUGAAGGAUUGUUUAAAAUGUUGGUAUUAGAGUUAUGUCAAUUGAGGGACUUCAAAUCAUUUUAUCAAGAAAUAACUAAUAAUUUAUUUAGAAAUAUGUGGCAAAAUACGCUUAAAUAUAAAGAGCAAAGCAUGAAUUAUAGUAUUUAUCUAUUUUUUGAAAAAUUGCAUAACGAUAAUAUUAUUUACAGAAAAAUUGGUAGUAUCUUUUAUAAUUAUGGUGGGUUUCAUGUCGGCUUGGAGAUAGAUGGAAUUGUAGUAGAAUGGGGCUAUGGUCUUGCAGGGCCUAGUAUUGUGUAUCCAAAACCAGAUCUUAGAAAAAUGCUUGCGUAUAUGCGGUUAAAUUACGAGAAAAUAGAGAAAUUAGAUUCUGGAUUUAAGUUGUCCAAAGUGCUGCUACCUAUUGGAGUCGUAGCUGGAGUUGGUCUCGAGGUAAUUGGAGUAAUGGGUGCAGCGAUUGGAGCCAAGAUUGCAAUUGCAGCCGUAAUUGGUGUGAUUAUACAUUUAUUAAUUAUGAUUACUUUAUAUUGUUCAUAUAAACCAAUUUAUUACCUAGGAGAAAUAACUAAGAAUAGAUUGCACCUCAUUGCUGAGAAAUGUGUUCAAUAUAACCAAACUCAUCAUUAUUCGCUUUUACUUAGCUGCCAGCAUUUUGUGGAUGAUAUUUUAAGAUCUAUUGACAUAAAAUUCAAGCCAGAAGGGGAAUUUCUUGAAUUCAUGAAUAGAAUCAGAUAUCAUGGCGAUGGUUCGUUCCAAUUUAAGGGCUUUAAAUUUGAAUCAAGAAAGGACUUUGAUAGUUAUGUAGAUGCACAUUGGGAUAGCAUCAAAAAUGAAUGGGAUAAAAAAUUACUUAUAUGUCACUCAGAUGUGAUGGAAAAUUUAUACCAGCGUGGAGAAGAUAUAUGGGGUCCUAAAAAUC